This is a messenger RNA of Solanum verrucosum, 2112 nucleotides long. RefSeq lists its product as uncharacterized. Gene Ontology annotation, molecular function: zinc ion binding; nucleic acid binding. Bases 1 to 2112 code for a protein of 703 amino acids. The transcript is spliced from 4 exons. The record is from RefSeq and is a predicted model, not a curated record. Lineage: Eukaryota; Viridiplantae; Streptophyta; Magnoliopsida; Solanales; Solanaceae.
AUGGAUGAAAAUCAAGCUCCAGAAGCCAACAAUCCAGCACCAGUCCAGGCUGUUGUCGAUUUGAACAGUGUUUUCUAUAUGCAUCCAUCUGAAAGUGCUGGAUCUGCAAUUAUUCCAGUGAUUUUUGAUGGAUCUGGCUAUCGAUCCUGGAGACGAGGUGUUCUUCGAGCACUAUCUGUCAAAAACAAAACAGGUUUCAUCAAUGGCAAGGUUGAUAAGCCGUCUCCAAAUUCAGCACUCCUCACUCAAUGGGAGAGAUGUGCCGAUAUGGUCACUUCAUGGAUUCUAAACUCACUUUCAAAGGACAUUGGGGAUAGUCUUCAAUAUGUUAAUAAUGCUAGGGAACUCUGGGUGGAACUAGAGGAUAGGUAUGAUCAGCCUAAUGGUGCAAAAUUGUAUCAACUCCAACGUGAGAUCAAUGAUCUUAGCCAAGGCAACCUCGAUGUCACUGGAUAUUACACUCAACUCAAGAGGCUAUGGGAGAAACUGAGCACUUUGGAUACAAGUUGUCAGUGUACCUGUUUAUGCAUUUGUGGAGGAAAGGUGAAAAUGCACAAGGCUGAACAAGACAGGAGGCUUAUUCAGUUCCUCAUGGGGUUAAAUGAGGCUUUCACAAUAGUGAGAGGAAGUAUCCUGAUGAUGAAUCCACUGCCUACUAUGGCUCAGGCAUUUUCUAUUCUUGUCCAGGAAGAGAGGCAAAGAGAAGUCAAACCCUACAACAAAUUCAACAUGGAAUCAACAUCCCUUCAUGUCAAUGCUGCUAGCACUAGCACCAAUUUCAGGACAAACUAUGUCUCAUCAUAUAAGAAUGAUGGAGGCAACAGACCUCCAAAUAGAUCCAACCUAUUUUGUGACUAUUGCAGAAAGCCUGGACACACUAGGAACAAGUGCUACAAACUUCAUGGAUUUCCCCCGGAUUUCAAGUUUACCAAAGGGAAGAAUGCAGGCACAACAGCUAUUGCUCGUGGUUACCCUGAAGACACAAUGAACAAAGAAAAAGGUCCUGUUGAGAGUGCUCAAGGAUCUGUUUAUAAGAGGCAAGGCCAACUUCUUACAAGGCAGCAGUUUGAUCAGUUGAUGCACCUUCUCCAACAUGUUCAAAUUCAAGAAGACAGUAAUACUACAACAGGGAUUGUGAAUGACAACACAGGUGGAGCUGUGAACUUUGCAGACUCAGGGGCCACACACCACAUGACCUUCAACAAAUCCUUACUUACAAAUAUAAGACACUUACCUUACCCAUUCCUAAUUACUCUACCUAAUGGUUACAAGGUAAAGGUGACUGAGAUUGGUGAUGUAUGCUUGAAUCCAUCACUGACUUUGUGGAAAGGCCCUUCACUGAAGAGCCCUCUGGAGAUUGGUAGAGCAAGGAAUGGACUGUAUUUCCUAUACUCAAAAUGCCACAUUUCUUGUCCUGAUCACACUUCUACUACUCUAAGAAAUGCUACAUCCAUGCCUUCUUCUUCUUCUAGUUUAACUAGUCUUUCUGUUCAUCCAAUUUCUUCUUGUAAGAGUUCAUGUAAUCUUAUGAAUUUCAGUUCUGAUACUCAUAAAGCAAAAUUUGACCCCAGAUCCACACCUCACAUCUUCAUUGGAUACCCUUUCAACAAAAAAGGUUACAAAGUCCUUGAUAUAUGCACUAAGAAGAUGCAUGUUUCCAGGGAUGUGGUUUUUUAUGAAAAUGUCUUUCCUUUUGCAUCUUGUGAUUCUGAGUCUCCUGAGUCUGAUACAAGUUUUUCCACUAUAUUAAAGAAAUUCACCUCUGCUUCAAAUGCAUUGAGCUCAACUAAUAAUUAUAAUAAUAUUUUUGACAAUAGUGAUGUUUUGGAUGAUAGCACCACCUCAAAUGUCAUCUUACCUGAACCUGCCUCACCACCUGCACCUGUCUCACCACCUGAAACACUACCAACUGAUCAACCAUCAAAUGAACAAUUAUCAAGAACUCUCAUUUUGCCAAAAACCACCACUCAUCAAAACCAAUUAUCAAACACCAGAAAAUCCAGCAGACCACAUGUUGUUCCUGCUUAUUUGAAAGAAUAUGACUACUCCCUACCUUCCUCAACACACCACUCUUCCCCUACAAAUCAUUAUUCACUCACAAGUUUCAACUAA